Messenger RNA from Impatiens glandulifera, 763 nucleotides. Its product is annotated as dirigent protein 22-like. Bases 162 to 695 code for a protein of 177 amino acids. The record is from RefSeq and is a predicted model, not a curated record. NCBI's taxonomy places the organism in Eukaryota, Viridiplantae, Streptophyta, Magnoliopsida, Ericales, Balsaminaceae. The transcript has a single exon.
AAUUAUUAUUGGAUACUGGGUCAACUGAGGUCAUGUUUACUUUUCUUCUUUUUAGUUUUAUUUUUCCCUUUUUCUGAUCUCUAUAUAUAAGGUGUUAAUUUGUUAACUAGCAUAUACAAUAUAUUAACAAUAAGCACAAGCUAAAGGGUGUAGAACUUGACAUGGCUACCAAUAACAUGCAAAUUUUCAUCCUAAUUGCAAUUUUAUUUGUGUGUAAUUUCUCAGAGGCCAAGAAGGCUAAAAUUGCGCAUGUCGAGUUCUAUAUGCACGACAUUGUGGGUGGCCCCAAUCCUAGUGCAGUUCGAGUGGCUGGCCAGUCUUCUAAUACAACUGGGCUUAACCCGAUCACUAGUAUGUAUGGGUCCGUUUUUGUCAUGGAUAACGCUCUGACGUCCACUCCUAGUUUAAACUCAACCCUUAUGGGUCGUGCACAAGGAAUAUAUGUCAUGGCUUCGCAACAUAACGAGUUUAGUCUUUUAAUGACUCUUACAUAUCACUUUAUUCAAGGAUCUUACAACGGUAGCUCGUUUAGUGUGGUUGGUAGGAAUCCAGUUAUGAAUGAGACCCGAGAGAUGCCCAUAGUUGGAGGUACGGGUGUUUUUAGGAUGGCACGUGGAUAUUGUUUGGCUAAGACAUACUCAAUGGACCAAAUGGAUGCGGUUGUAGGGUAUAAUGUCACUAUUUUUCAUUACUAGUUGUGUGUAUAGAAUAUGAAUUUCGAGUACUUUGCUUAAUUUUUCAUUUUAUUAUCUUUUUAUCAAAU